Molecule: messenger RNA, 180 nt
Organism: Dovyalis caffra
Lineage: Eukaryota; Viridiplantae; Streptophyta; Magnoliopsida; Malpighiales; Salicaceae
Source: the annotation of a GenBank genome assembly
AUGUUUCCCCAAAUUGCUCAGAGAGAAGGGGUAGAAGAGGCAAUUGGCAAAGCAACGGCUAGACGUUCAGAGCGAGGGCAAUCUGUCUUCCCGUUUCAAGAUAGAAGCUACCUACUAAUGGAAGCUGGGGCAGAGGUUACAAAUGAACAAUCACUGCUGCUCCCUAGCGAGAAGGCUUAA